GAAGGGCAUGAAGUGUGAGGUGAUGGCUUUGUGUCAGCUCCAACAGCAAUGGGGCACAGAGCAUGAGGUGCCUUGUGAUGAACUUCUCUUUGGCUUGAGUUGUCCUAGUCCCUGGGAUGGGAUCCUGAUCUCCUGGGGAAGUGCUUUGGUGCAGAUCACAAGGAUGUAGAUGCAUGGGGAACAAAUGCCCCAGGGAGUAGCUGAUGUUUUUUGUUGGAGCAGAGAGCGAGAGCUGACCCACGGGCGGCACACAGAGUGGAGCAGCCGCGGGGGCUGCAGUGCAUCCUGCGAUGUCCCAGGUGCUCAGCCUCUAACGAGCCAUCUCGGCCCUGAGGAGGGCUCAGCCCCACAGUCCAGAUGUUCGGGUUUGGGGUGAUCCAGCAUGGGGAGCUGCACUGUGAGGGUGGACUUGGCUCCACAGGAAGCCACCGCUCAGGAGGUGUCUACAGGCAGAUGUUGGCAGGUCAGCAAGGGCUCUGAGCACGAUGGGGACCUACUGGGGACCAAAGCAGAACUCUGCGGCAGAGCAGGGACCCAGCCCCAGGCUCCUGAACCACUUCCCUCAGCUCAGCCUCCCGCUCCCUCCUCUGGUGCCUGGUUGCAACACCCGGAGCCCCGGGUCCAAGCCGUCCUCUGGGUGGUCACAGCCUCUCGUCUCUGACAAAGACCUCAAGCGCUGCAGCAGAGCUGCCUUCGGGAGGCUUGGGGAGACACGCCGGGCUGAGACAAGACACUCUGUCCUCGUGCUGCCCCUGAGAGCAGCAGUGCUCUGGCACCUUUGCUCUUGCCCUGGGAACAGGGAGGGGGUUACAGGUGACAAAGUGCAUCCCCGACAAUGCCAGCAGGUUGUUGAUUGGGCUGAUGGAGAAUAUGCUGAUAGAAGUGCACAUUUUAUCACCUCUGAUUAGAGAUUUAGUGCUUGUGCAGUUUAAACAUUAAUUUGUCCAUUUAAAACAUUUUUGUUCAUUUAAGCGAUGUGUUCUAGUACAGCCUGACCAUAGCAGUCGUCACCAUGUCUGCGUUUGGAGAUAUUAUAAAUGCUCUAGGGGAGUUUGGGCUAUUUCAGAAAUGGCUGGUAGUGCUGCUCUCCCUCCCAAUCUUCUUGACUGCUUUCCAUAUGCUUGGCCAACUGUUCAUGCUGGUGGACGUGCCCCAUUACUGCAACACCAGCUGGAUCCGGGUGGUCGGCCCCAACCUGACGGAGGAUGAGCAGCUGAACCUCACCGUCCCGCGGGGCGCGAGCGGGGCGUACGAGCAGUGCUCCAUGUACUCACCUGUGGACUGGGACCUCGACUCCAUCGUGGCGUACGGCCUAAAUGCCACGCAGAAGUGCAGCAACGGCUGGGUGUACCCCUCCACACAAACGCCAUCCCUGCUGACCGAGUUUGACCUUGUGUGUGACAGGAAGGACCUGAAUGACAUCUCCCAGGCCAUUUACAUGCUGGGGCUUCUCCUGGGAGCCAUCAUCUUUGGGCCGUUAAGUGACAGAAUCGGUCGCCGGCCUGUCAUUCUGAUCUCCAUCCUCAUCCAGGGCUUAUUUGGUCUUGGAACUGCCUUUGUGCCCCAUUUCUAUGUAUACAUGGCUUUCAGGUGUGUCGUGGGAGCUUCUGUAUCAGGGAUCACCAUGACGAUAUUGGCCUUGGCUACAGAAUGGGUUGGUGUCUCCUACCGGACCCACGCAGUGCUUAUUUCUCACUGCUGUUUUGCCGCCGGACAGAUGCUUUUGGCUGGCUUGAGUUACGGUAUUCGGAACUGGAGGCUGUUGGAGAUUGCAGGAUCUGUUCCUACAUUUGCUCUUUUCUUCUACUUCUGGGUCCUACCAGAAUCGGCUCGGUGGCUGAUGACAAAAGGGAGAGUAGAAGAAGCUAAGAAGAUCCUUCAGAAGGCAGCAUCCGUUAACAAGCGCACCAUCCCACCAGGGCUCCUUGAGCAGCUGAAGCCUGAGGCACAGACCAAGCCUGGAAGUACUAUGGAUCUCUUCCGGAAGAAGCACCUCCGCAAGGUGACUUUAAUCAUGACGUGCACCUGGUUUGUGAACAGCCUUGUCUACUAUGGGCUCAGCCUGAACGUAACAAACUUCGGAUUGGACAUCUACCUGACGCAACUUGCCUUUGGAGCAGUGGAAGUCCCAGCUCGUGCCUCUUGUAUCUUGUUUCUGCAGUGGUUUGGGAGGAAGAAAUCACAGGGUGUUCUCUUGCUGCUGGCUGGUCUAGUGUGUCUGAUCAUCACUGGCAUCCCUGAAGACCUGCCUGUGCUGAUCACUGUUCUGGCCGUCAUUGGGAAGUUUGCCUCCUCGGCCUCCUUCUCCACCUCCUACGUGUACACGGCAGAGCUGUUCCCCACCGUCGUCAGGCAGACCGGCGUGGGGCUGUGCUCGAUGUCGGCGCGGGUGGCAGGGAUCAUCGCCCCGCUGAUCCGCCUCCUCGGACACUACCACCGGGCCGUGCCCAUGGCCAUCUUCGGGAGCGCCCCCGUGGUGGGGGGGCUGCUCUGCUUCCUGCUGCCUGAGACCCGCGGCACAGAGCUGGCAGAUGACACGGCAGCAGCCGUCCCCCAGCACAGGUCCUGUGAAAAUGCCAACAGCAGCUCGGAAAGUGGUCACGUGAAAGCAAAAGGUGGUGGCCAAGACAAAGAGUACCCUCAGACCACAUACUUCUAGCUGAUCCUGCAAGCAGCCAAAGGCAACCGAGCACUGUGCUGGCACUGCGGACGGUCAGGGUCUCUGUUUACAGUACACCAGCUCUCUCAGUCAAGCAGCACUGCUAAUUCUUCUUUUUCCCUUUCUUUUUUUGCCUUCUUGUAUCUCCCUCUACGGUUUGCCUUUGGGCAUUGCAUACUGUCUCUUGUGUUCACCAGUGCUCUCCUCAGAGACAAUCUGAAGCUGUUAAUUUAAGGAAAAAAAAAAAAGUUUUAAACAUGGAUGCAACAUCAUCUCCUCCUCUUUCAUCUCCUGUCUCCACCAACAUGAGUCUGGAAACUUUGUCCAAGUGAGUCACCUGUUGCAGCAUAGAAUAAACUUGCAAAGGAGCACUGCACUCACAAAACAGAAAGCUAGAGCAGAUGCAGCACAGAAAAUAAUCUCACACUUGCAAAAGGAGUCAUUUCUCUGGUCUGUCUAGCAUGGCUUCUCACCCUGUCUUAAAAACUCUGUUUUUUUAAAAAAAAAAAAGAUUUGAGAUGCUCAGUCAGGGAAGAUAAUUGUGCUGGAAAAAACAACAAGCAGUGAGCAAGGAUGUGUAGCAGAUAGCAGGAUUUUCCUCUUGGUGCCAGCUGUUUUGAAUGAAAGCCUACAGUGAUGCUUGGUGCAUGGAAGGUUGUGCUAUCAGGUUGUGGUGAAAAAUAAGUGUUCCAGGAAACCAAGAGUUGUUGUAGCAUUUGGUCUCUUAGAAGAAAAUGCAAAUCUUUCUGGGAAAGAACAAGUCAAUAUGUUGUGUUGUGUUGUGUUCUAUUCUAUUCUACUCUACUCUGCUCUACUGUAUUCUAUUCUUCAUGCUGUAUCCAUUACUGUGUCUGAAUGGUUUAUGACCACUUUUGUCUUGUACUAUGAAGAAAAAGUAAGUGCCUUUUCCUAUACUUCCCUCCCAUACCUUCAGUCCCUCAGGAUGACUUUCUUUUACCAUCAGCUUAGUAUAGAUGAAGCCCAGAAGUUUUAUAAUGGUGGUGUUGUCACUUCGACUGCAUACAGCCCUACGGCUUUUUGCAGGUAGUGCUGAGAAGCUUUUAAAGGAAACUUUGUUUUUCUUUGCUGUCAUGCCUGCAUGUUUUCUGUGGGUCAAAGGAUCCCAUGAAUAUGCAGUUUGGUGAGGACAGUGUUCUGGAUAAAAUCAGUUACAUGUGACAAUGCCCCGUCAGGAGGGGCUGACUAUGCUGCCACCUUCUUUGAGCCUCUGCUUUUUAAGGGAUUUGUUAUAAGUUAGCUAUGGUGCUCCUAACUUGUGGGUCUGCCUGUGGAGGUGCUUGGUCCAUUGCUGGUGGAUGCUAUUGUCAGUCAGCUGGUGGUGUCAGUCUGCUGCUGGUGUCAGUCGGCUGGUGUCAGUCUUACUUGGUCUUUAUGAAAGAGAAGGGAUUGGGGGGAAAGGCUAGGCUGAGGGAAGAGCUUGGAGCAAAAACUGGUUAUUGAGUGAGCUGUGACUUCUCCUUUUUUGGAAAUCUGCUCUGAGAUUCUUCAUUUCAACUCACUUCAUAAAUAAAUAAAGAUGUCCAGGCACA
Molecule: messenger RNA, 4209 nt
Organism: Dromaius novaehollandiae (emu)
Lineage: Eukaryota; Metazoa; Chordata; Aves; Casuariiformes; Dromaiidae
Product: solute carrier family 22 member 13-like
Exons: 10
Coding region: 1013-2659 (548 amino acids)
Biological process (GO): transmembrane transport
Cellular component (GO): membrane
Molecular function (GO): transmembrane transporter activity
Source: RefSeq, a predicted model, not a curated record